UGUGUGUGUGUCGUCAUUAUUUGUUGUCUCGUUUUUUUUUUUUUAUAUUGUUGUUUUUUUGAAUUUAAUUAAUUUUAUGGCAACAACAAACACGAAAUCGCGAAAAAUCAUUGUGUGCACCCGUCCGUCUCGUUCUUGCCGCUCUCGAUUGUGUGUGUGAGCCAUGGAAAUGUCACACACAUUCACAUGCACAUGCAGGUUCUGGCUGAGAAUGUGAGACUGUGUUAGUGUGCAAUCAACGAUUCCUUUAGGAUUCGAUCCAAAAAGAUGGUCAAAUCUCUGGUUGCCAAGCUGUCGACAGCCUCCUCGAACCUCUCUCUGGCCAGCACUUUUGGCGUCGGCAGCAGCCACAGCAGCGGCUCGACAGAGGAAACAAAUUACGCAAAACAUCGCAAUGAUCCGGGACGAUUUUUCGGCGAUGGCGUUCAAUUCAAGGCCAAACUCAUUGGAAUACUGGAAGUGGGCGAGGCACGGGGCGAUCGCAUGUGCCAGGAGGCACUGCAGGACCUCAAGAUGGCCAUCCGUGCGGCUGGAGAGCACAAGCAGCGCAUCACCAUUCAUGUGACGAUCGAUGGACUGCGGCUGCGGGACGAGAAGACGGGGGACUCGCUGUACCACCAUCCGGUGCACAAGAUCUCCUUCAUUGCGCAGGACAUGACGGAUUCGCGAGCCUUUGGCUACAUCUUUGGCUCGCCGGACAGCGGGCAUCGAUUCUUUGGCAUCAAGACGGACAAGGCGGCCAGCCAGGUGGUGCUGGCCAUGCGCGACCUCUUCCAGGUUGUCUUCGAGCUGAAGAAGAAGGAGAUCGAGAUGGCCCGCCAGCAGAUCCAGGGCAAGUCUCUGCAUGAGCACGCCAGUCAGCUGGCCUCCUUGUCCGCACUGAGAGCCGGAGCAGGGCAUGCAGAUCUCGCCAGUGGCGGCCACCCCCUCACCCUGAGUUCGCUGUGCGGGCAGGAUGCCUACUCGAACGGAACCACGCGACUGGGCGUCAAUCUGGAUGUGGCCAAGACCUCGGGAGCAGCAGCCAAAGAAAUCUCUCCCGAAUCUGUGGCGGAUCUGGUGGAUCUGGAGCAGGAGUUGACCUCCUUGCAGCGCGGCAUCACCCAAAUGGAGAGAAUUACGCCUAGUGAGCCGGGCAUGCAUCAUCCCUCCAGUGGCGGAGGCGGCAGCGGGCAUCCCGGCAGCCUGGCCAAAUCUGCCAGCGAGGACGAUCCCUUCGGGGACUCUUUCAUAUGCGUGCCAUCGUACAGCAUAUUGCCGCCGCCUCCUGAAUCGGGACGCAACCGACACAAGCCCCAGAAGACACCCGAGUCCGCAGCCGCUCUGGAUGCCAUCCUCUCGCCUCCUGCUCCUGGGGCAAGCUCCUCCCCAGCUCCGGGCGUUGCCUGCCAGGCCUCUGGCGUCGACAACGACGAUGACAGCUGGCUGCACGAGUUGGAUCAGCAGAACGAUGUCUUCGACACCACCAAUGUGGUGGCCGCUGUCCUGUCGAUGGCUCCACUGGCGGCCAGCGAAUCAACGGCCACGCCCACGCAACAGUUGACGGAAAUGUCGGCCGCCGCAGCAGCAGCCACAGCGUCCACAUCUCUGGCGGAUCUCGAUAUGGGAGGAGCACUGACGGGCAUUGCGGGAACAGCUACAACAGAGGAGCCAGCAAUCAUGUCGCUGGAUGCAUUCACGGAUCUGGAUCCGCUGGGCACCGGUCGCACCCGGCCGUAUGUCGAUAAGAAAUACUUUUUCCAAGAGCUUAAGAAUCCACCCAAGAAGCUGCUCAAGGAGCUCAGUGGUGCGGGUGCCGGCGGUUUGGGUUUGGACUCCGGCAGUCUCUUUUCCACGGAAGAGGAGACAGCAUGUACGGGUGCGGGUGGUGCCAUCACCACUACCAUCGCUACCAUGACCACCACCACAGCAGCAGCUACUAACAUCACAGCAGGGAAUUCCGAUCCGCUACUAACCACCGCCUCCAGUGCAGCCUCCAGUGGUCUUCUGGGCAGCCAUCACCAUCACCAACACCACCACCACCACCUGCUACUAACCAGCUCCAGCGCCGCUCCCGCUCCCACACCCACUCCUAACACCACUCCUGCUCCUGCUCCUGCCCCCGCUCCCGCUCCCGCACUCUCUUUUCCCAUGUUAUCCGCCAGCGCUGAAGACUUUUCGUCCGCGAAGCUGAAACUUUUGCUUAGAAGAUCGCCCCUCACUAAUCCACAACCACCACCCACUUAUCCCCCCACAUGUGGGUCCACCUAUUAUACCACAGAACCGCUGACAUCCUCCAUCAACGCGACGACGACAACGACGACACUGGAGGAUCAUCAGGAUCCGGCGAAUCCUGUGCUGCUGCCACGCGACACGGAUCCCUUCUCGCCGACGCGCAAAAAGAGCGAUCCGGAUCCCUUCCAGGAGGGGGAUCUCUUUGCCAAGCUGGAUGCCUUCGAGUUCGAUGCACCUACUCCGCUGCCAGUGGCUGCCGCAAUCCCAGUACCCGAAACCAGGACCAGCGCUUUUAAUGGACCGCUUCAGGUGCAGCUGCCUCCGGAGAAAGGGGAGCAGGUGAGCACCGUGAGGAAUCGUCCCACUGUCUCUGCCUCCUCGCUGCCCAAUCCUCUUGGCGGCGGCGGAGGAGGAGGAGGCCCCCUGGAUGUCAUCUCCAGCAUCAGCAACAAGAAGAUGCCGCAUCUGUUUGGCCAGGCGAGGGGUUUCUCAAAGCGCGGCGACUCCUCCUCCUCGGAGAUCGGUUCCAGCGUCAAUAUGCGCCGCCUGCAGGAGAGCGAUUCCCUGAGCGAAACGGAGGCUGCCCCAGAGCCACCGCCUCGACCGGAUUCGGCUCCCUGCUCUGGGCCACCGCCUCUGCCGCCCAAGAAACAGUUCAGCGAUCUGGUGAUUCGGCCCAGUCCCGCUCCACCGACUGCCGGUCGGUAUGAGUAUCUGAACAGCAGUUCCUCCUCCACGCGACGCACCCUGUCGCACUCGCUGGCGGAUUCACCGCCGAUUCCAUUGCCCUCGCGUCGCGUGGGACGCACUGAAGCCUGCUUCCCGGGUCCCGGGCGUCCACGGAAGCCCCAUCAGCCGGAGGAUGAUUAUAUGAUACCGCUGGGACCGCCACCGCCACUGCUGCCGCCACCGAAUCAGGUGUCAUCAUCAUUAUCAUCAUCCACGGCCAGGGCGCGACCCCAGCGGCAGCAAUCGCUGGGCAGGCCACAGGACAUUUACGAGAACAAGGCGGAGAUCCUGGCACAGGCCGCAUCCCAGGAGGUAUCGGUGGCCCCUGCUCUUCCGCCGGACAUUACGCUGACGCAGUUGCUCACUUUGGGAAUGGAUGAUCUGGCCGUGAAGCUGAAUGUUCCCGCCUCGAAGCUGAGCACAAUGACCCUGGUGCAGCUGACGUCCUACCUAUCGGAGUACUUGUCCUCCAGCGAGAAGACCAGCCAGUCCCUGGCUCCCCCCACUGCUGCAGCUCCUGUCGCGCCACCACCAGCCACAGUGCCGGCCGCCUCCUCCUCUGCGGCUGUCUUCAAGGUGAGCUUUGAUCAGCAAACGUCCUUUGUGGCCUCCUUUGACGACACCUUUGGCGAGGACGAAGCAACGACCGGGGUGGCCUCGCCGCCCGAAGAGGCGCCCAUUUUUGUGGCCAACUUUGCUAACUUCAAUGAGGCACCGAUCCCUGCGGCUGUGGCAGCGCCGGUGGCUGUGCCCUCGGCGGAUCGCUAUGCGGUCUUUCGCGAGAUCAUCGACCAGGAGCUGCAGCAGCAGCAGCAGGAAACGGAUCUCAUGGGGGAUCUCACCCCACCCCCCGUCGACGAGCAGGAGACGGCACAAGAGCCCUCGCUGGUAUUGGAGGCUCGCACGGAGCUGCCACUGAUCGAUUCCAUUGUGACGAGCAGUGCGCCUCCGUCUGCCCCGCCCCCGCCUCUGCCAAAGAUCGACACGAAGAUCACCGAAGUGGUGGCCCAGGCCAAGGAUCGCUAUGCGGCCCUCCGGGACAUUAUUCUGGUGGAGAAUCUCUUCGACAAGCCGCAGACGCAGUCGCAGGCUGCACGGCCGCCGCCGCCGGAGAAGGAUCUGCUGCAGGACUUUCCGGAAUUCAGCGACGAAUUCAACGAGGAUCAGGACCUGCGGCAGAUCAUGGACCUACCGCUGGCCGAGCAGCAGCAUCCGCAGGAUCGUCAUGGCCUUGUGGACAGUCGCGGCUUCCCCGCCGAGCCCUCAUCCUCUGCCCUGACCGUGGACGAUGAUGACGAGGACGAGGAUGCCGAUGCGGGGGGAGAGAGCAGCAUGGACAGCAACGAAAAGGAUGGGGAGCCGGUAAGCGGGCAGGAUAAGUACGAGAAGUUGUCCACCUCCACACAGCAGCUGGAUGCAGUGGUGCCUGCCUCCCUCCUGGAGGAGGAGUCAUCCUCCAUUCCGCUGCCCCUCGCACCCAAGCAGGAUCAUAAGUUCCUGUCUGUGCUGACGGCUCCCCCAGUUGCCAGUGGGAGUGGCAGUGCCAAGGAUGACAUCGAAAUCGAUGAACUGAUGCAUCGAGCCAUCUCCAAUCUGUCGCUGGACUCGCGGGAUCGCAUCUCGCCGGCCACCUCGUCGGCGGCACCCUCCCGAGGCGCACAGAGUCUGGGCGUGCGCACGCCCUCGCAGCAGUUCAACGAUGUCAGCACAUCGCCCAUUCCUCUGCAGAAAUCGCCUGCGGUGCUGCAGCCCUCGCCCGUGCCGUCGCAUCUGUCGGCCGUCUCUCAGCUGAUAGACACCGCCACCAAGCAGAUGAUGAGCGAACGCGAAAGGGAGAAACAAUCAUGGGCCACCUUUGAUUCGCCCAAGGCCAAGGGCAAGGCCCGUCUCACGCUGCCACCGCCGCCGCCGCCUGCGUCCAAUACCUCGCAGCAGGACACUGCAGAGUCGCCGUGCAGUUCGGAUCCCCGCGAUGAUGGCUGGUCGAAGCAGCAGCGUCGUUGGGCCAAAAAGGAGCGCCAUCAGACUUCGUCCUCGUCCAGGGAUCUGAGUCCGUGGGAUGACGAGACACCAGAGUAUCUGAAGAGACGGCAAAUGGCACAUGCACAGCCACAGCCACAGCACACGGAUCGCCAUGGCUACUAUAUGCGGCAUGCCCGAAGAAUGAACUCAUGCGAUGAGGAUUACGACUACGAUGCAGAGUUGAUGGCUCGAAGGGAGCGAGAGCAACAGCAAAGGAAGUUCAAGCAUGGCCUCUCGCGGAGUAGGGAUAACUUUGAUUUGGAUUCGCCCAGUUGGUAUCAUCAUCCCACACAUCACACCUGGUCGCCGCAGGAAAUCGAACAGGGAGUGCGUGCCCGCUCGUUUGAGCGCAGUGCCUACGAGCGGUCCAGCUACGGGCCGCCCAUGUACGCGGACAAGCGGGGCGGACAGCAGCAGCAGCUGCGCAGCAAGUAUCGCGGGGAGCGAGAGCGGGAUCGCGAUCGAGAGCGUGAGAGGGAGCGCGAGUACAGGGAUUAUGCGCGUCCCAGCUACGAUUUUGACUACGAGAAUGUGUACGAGGAGCAGCGCGGUGGACGCUCGCCCAUGGCCUACAAAUCGAGCGGCAGAGGUGCAGGAGGAGGCGAUUACAUGUACGAAAGGGAGAGGGAACGGGACAGGGAUCGCAAGUCCUUCGAUCGCGAGAGCCUGGAGUCCUUUGAGAGCGCCACGCGGCGCAGACGGAGCUUUGGCAGCGGCAACGAUGUCUAUGGCAGCCUCGACAGUCGCGACGAGUAUCGUGGCGGUGUGGACCGAGAGCGCGACAGGGGUGAGCGCGAGCGGGAGCAAAUGAAGACGCGAUCCCUGAGGAAACCCACCACCACCUCGGGAAAGCUGCGCAUCAGCGGUGACAUUGACUACGAGCAGGAUUCGGAGCAGGACUUCCAGCAGCGUGCAUCGGUGAGGAGUCUGCAGCGUCCCAGUCAGCUGGGUGGCGAUGUGGUGCUGCCUAUCGGAGGAGGAGGCGGCAUCGGCGGUUCCCAGCGACUGCGCAAGAGCAGUGGCUCCAGUCCCUGGGAUGGCGAGGAACCCGCUUUGCCUGGCCAAAAGUCCUGGAAGCGUCCUGCCAGUGCUGCCGAAACAGAGCGACGUCUGGCAGAGAGUCGUCGGGCCGUGGCCUUGGGACAGACGCCCUCAGAUGGGGAAAAGGAAAGAAGAUUCCGCAAGAAAACUCGAGCACGCAGUGCCAAAGACUUGGCCACUGUUGGGGGCCUUGGCUCUGGCUCGUCCUCCAUUGUGAAUCCUCCACCCCCACGCUAUGUGGGCGGCAGUGGGCGUGGCAUGCGGGAUAACUACGAUUAUAUGAGCAGCCAUCAGCUGCAACAGCAGCAGCAGCAACGCAAAGAUGUGGAUGUGGACGAUGACGAUGUGGCCGACGACGAUGACGAUGAUGAGGAUUAUGUGGAUGAUGAGCCGCCCACGGAUGAGGACAAGUUCGAGCGACUGAAUCGCAGGCGCCACGAGAUGCACCAGCGGAUGCUGGAGAGCGAGCGCCGUCAAAUGGAGCGACAUCCGACGCUGUCGAAGCUACAGUCAACGCAGAAUCGUUCCCGCGGAGCAGGAGGAGUGCCACCGGUGAUCAACAGUGACUAUGGCUUUGUGGAUAGCUACGAGCAGACGCCCACACCGACGCCCCGAUCGAAUGCCAGCAGCACGGUCGCCGGAAUGAUGAGCGGCGGCAUGAUGGGCAGCGGCGGGGAGUCCUCGGCAGGCGUCGCCGGUGGCAAAUUCAACUUUGACGAUGGCUUCGAAUCGGACUUCAAUCAGAGCUCUCCACCGCCAGCGCCCGCUGGCACUGCCUCCAGCUGCAAUUCGACGCCCGCGGGCCCCAUCUCGGGUGGAAGUGUGGCCAGCGGCGGCUCCAAGUCUCUGUUUCGCUUCUCCAAUGACUUUUCGGAGAAGGGCGGUGACAAACGGGAGCACUUUGAGAUGGAUCCGCUGCCGACAUCAACGCCACCCAUAACCCAGAAGCUGCGAUUCGAUGAUAAUGUGAAGAUCUCGCAGUUUGAUGACGCCGCCUUUGAGGAUGAUUUUGCCAAGGCUUCGUUUGACUUUGAAAAGGAGCAGACGAGUGCCGGCGGAGGCGCCACAGCGUCUGGCGGAUCUGUUGCUUUGACUAGAAAACAAAAUAUGCGCACCACAAAAAUGCAGCAGCGCCAGGAGCUCAUCAAGAAAUCGGAAUCUGUUAAUAUAUUUGCCAAAAAGCAGGAGGAUCCCUUCGAGGAUGAUGAGUUUUUCAAGUCACCCGAUCAGGAUCAGGAUCAGCAAAAGGACAAUGAUGGAGGAGAGGCCGCAGCCACAGCAAACAAUAAAUUCCAGUGGAACGAGGAUGAGAACUUUGCGAAAUUCGAUGAAAAUAUGUGA
This is a messenger RNA of Drosophila obscura, 7347 nucleotides long. Its product is annotated as protein disabled. The record is from RefSeq and is a predicted model, not a curated record. Bases 268 to 7347 code for a protein of 2359 amino acids. The transcript is spliced from 9 exons. NCBI's taxonomy places the organism in Eukaryota, Metazoa, Arthropoda, Insecta, Diptera, Drosophilidae.